Molecule: messenger RNA, 1686 nt
Organism: Cannabis sativa
Lineage: Eukaryota; Viridiplantae; Streptophyta; Magnoliopsida; Rosales; Cannabaceae
Exons: 5
Coding region: 1-1686 (561 amino acids)
Source: RefSeq, a predicted model, not a curated record
AUGGACAUAGAUGUAUUUUUAAGACCCUUGGUGGAUGAGUUGAAGGAGUUGUGGGUUAACGGAGUAGAUACGAGAGAUUGUCGAACUAACACUGUCUUCAAGUUGCGUGCAGCUCUUCUGUGGACAAUUAAUGAUUUUCCUGCUCGUAGUUAUUUGUCUGGUCAUAGAAGAUUUUUUCCAAAUAACCAUCGAAUGAGAAGGGAUACUCAAUUCGACGGAAAAAUUGAGAGAAGACCUCCUCCAAGACGUUUUACUUGUGAAGAAGUAUUAGAACAAAAUGUUUGUGAUAGUUUAUUGGGCACAAUCUUGGACAAUGAUAAAUCCAAGGACACUACCAAUGCAAGACACGAUUUGAAGAAGCAAGGAGUCAGAGAAUGGUUGUGGAUUUAUGAAGAUGAGAGAGGGAAGCUGUUGAAACCUCAUGCACCUUCCGUGCUUAAACCUGAUGAUAGGCUCCAAUUUUGUAAAUUUAUUAAGGAUGUGAAAUUUCCCGAUGGAUUUUGUUCAAAUUUAAAAAAGAAAGUAAAUAAAAAUUUAACAAAUGUCAUCGGAUUGAAGUCACACGACUGUCGUGUAAUAAUGCAACGAUUGCUUUCUGUUGGUGUUCGGAAGUUUCUCCCGAACGCUAUAUCGACCACCAUCUCUGAAUUGUGCAACUUUUUCAGGCAUAUUUGUUCAAGGACUAUAAAUGUUAAAGACAUGGAGGUUUCUCAACAAGAUCUUAUUUUAAUCUUGUGUAAAAUGGAGUCCAUAUUUCCUCCUGCAUUUUUUGACAUAGUGAUUCAUUUGGUCCUUCAUUUUCCUGAAGAAGCAAUUUUGGGUGGGCCUAUUUUUAUGAGGUGGAUGUAUCUAUUUGAAAGGUACAUGAAAAAAUUGAAGAACUACGUAGGAAAUAAAGCACGUCCUGAAGGGUCGAUAGAAGAAAGUUACGUUGUUGAUGAGGCUUUGACAUUUUGUUCAAUGUAUUUCAAGGGGGUUGAAACAAGGUUUAGCCGUCUUGAUCGCAAUGAAGAUGAGGUUGUCCCACGAAAGCUUUCUGUGUUUCAAUCUCAAUGUCGGCCCAUUACAAAAGGUAAUCUCCGGCCACUUGAUCGUGCAUCUCGUGAACAAAUAUAUGACUUUCACAAGUCUGGAUCAUUAGAGAAUGGCGAAGAGUUGCUAGCUUUAGCAUCCGGGUCUGAUCACUUAGGUACGUACUAUGAAGGUUGUAUUGUGAAUGGAGUUCGAUUUAUGGCUACCAAACGAGAUGCGAAGAGGAGCACACAAAAUAGUGGACUGUUUGUGGUGGGAACAGAAGAUGACCCAUACAUACUUGCUAGUCAAGCAAAGCAAGUGUUUUAUCUCGAUGAUUUAUUGAGAGGGAAAAAUUGGAAAAUAGUUGAGAAUGUAAAUCAUCGACAAAUUUGGGCCAUCGUGGAUGAUGAUGCUAAUGUCGAAGUUGAUUUGGUACAUGACACCAACUCAUCCAAUUUUGUGUUGACAGUUGAUCUUAGGGAGUUAAUUUUGAUACCCGAUCAACCUCCGAUGGACAUUGGCACUGAACCAAGUUUGCAUGUUAACGAAGAUGACCGCAACAUGGACGACGAAGAUACUACUGAAGAAUCUGAUGAAGAAAUUUUAGUUGACCUGUGUGAAGAUGAUGUGAAUGAUCAUUUAGUUAAUAAUGAUAGUGAUAUGAAUGAUUAA